Protobothrops mucrosquamatus (brown spotted pit viper) is the source of this 472-nucleotide messenger RNA. RefSeq names its product RING finger protein 145-like. Lineage: Eukaryota; Metazoa; Chordata; Lepidosauria; Squamata; Viperidae. The record is from RefSeq and is a predicted model, not a curated record. The transcript is spliced from 3 exons. The annotation marks the transcript as partial.
CGUGGCCAAGUGCUGCAGCACCCCCUACUCGCUCGUCGGACUCACCUUUGCCGUCUCCUACCUGGCCCUGGGGCUGCUCCAGUUGGGCAAGCUGUACUUAAGCGGCUUUGGUGGCUUCCAGGAGGGCAGCUUCACGCACAGGGGCGUGACGGAAGGGGUGACGCUGCUGCUGCUGGCCAUCCAGACGGGCCUCCUGGGCCUGCAGCUCCUCCAGAGAACCUACCUGCUCACCAUCAUCCUCUUCAUCGUGGCCACCUCCACGUUGCAGUCCAUGAGCGACAUCGCCGAGCCCUUUCUCUUGGCGCUGGGGGCGUCCCAGAGCAGGAAUUUCUGGAAACACGUCCGUGGGGUGAGCCUCUGCCUGUUUCUCUUGGGGGCUCCCGUCUUCAUGGCCUACAAGAUCGCCCACUUCUUCCAGCUGGACUUCUGGCUACUGAUCCUCAUCUCCAGCUGCCUGUUGACCUCCCUGCAG